Messenger RNA from Ectocarpus sp. CCAP 1310/34, 1069 nucleotides. The record is from the annotation of a GenBank genome assembly. NCBI's taxonomy places the organism in Eukaryota, Phaeophyceae, Ectocarpales, Ectocarpaceae.
AAAAGAAGAAAUAUACCUCAGGUUCCCGGAAGGCUGUGGUAGCAUGUCCGGCAAGGUAGUCAAGGUUGAGCGUGCCCUGUAUGGCCUAAAGCAGAGUGGCCGUGAGUGGGGGUUUGAAGCUGCCGAUGCUCUCAUCGAGAUUGGAUACGAGCAGUGCAGGGUUGACCCGUGUGUCUUCCGGAAGGUGGUGGAUGGAGAGGUCGUAGGUCUCAUCGUGAUCUACAUUGAUGACAUCUUAGUGGCGGCAGACGAGGGAGAGCGAGAGGAGUUGUUCACUUCCCUCAACAAGAAGUUUCCGGUGAAAGAUCUGGGGGAGUGUACCUGGUACGACAGUUGUGCUAUCGCCAUGGAUUUAGAAAAUGGCAUCACCAAGCUGUCCCAGACAGCAUACAUUGAGAGUAUGCUGAAGCGGUUUGAUGUGACCACGACCGCUUUCACCUCUGCUACCACCGAUGACGACCUAGGGCCGAAGAGAGAUAACGAACCCGCGGUGGAUGAGCCUGUGAGGGAGGCGAUCAGAUGCCUGAUGUGGACGAAGCUGACGAGGCCAGACAUCGCCCUGCCUCUGAACAAGCUCCAGAAGAUCGCCCACUCACCCACCGGGAGGAUAUGGAACGCGCUUGUGCGGAUCGUGUCCUACCUGAACUUCACGAAGGACUUCGGCAUCACCUACGUACGGGGGUCAGGACUAGACCUAAGCGUGUUUGUCGAUGCCAGCUACGCUGACAACGAAGUAGACAGGCGUUCUACGACCGGGCUAGCUGGCGUGAAGGAGGCGUUGUUUGUGCGUGGCGUUCUGUCGUUCAUAGCGCCCGAGACGAGUGGGGCGAAGAUCAAGGUCCUUGAGGACAACAAGGGGGCUCUCGCCUUAAUCGAGGACCCGUUCAGCUUAGCGAGGGGCAAGCACAUCGACGUGCGGUUCCAUUUCAUUCGUGAGCUAUUCAAGUCGGGCAAGAUCACUGCAGCGUAUGUUCCGACUGGAGAGCAGCACGCCGGCAUGCUGACCAAGGUCCUCGGCAGAGAGAAGUUAGAGUACCACCGGAAGGCUCUGAUGAAUCUACCGAUGUAG